This is a messenger RNA of Naegleria fowleri, 2595 nucleotides long. RefSeq lists its product as uncharacterized. The record is from RefSeq and is a predicted model, not a curated record. Bases 1 to 2595 code for a protein of 864 amino acids. The transcript has 2 exons. NCBI's taxonomy places the organism in Eukaryota, Heterolobosea, Eutetramitea, Acrasida, Naegleriidae.
AUGACCCCGAAGCAUCGUAAACACACCAAUAGCAACAACAACAACGUCAUGGCUGCUACUCCAUACAUUGAAGAUUUUUCGGUCCAGAAAGAGCAAGCAAUGAAACGAAAAUUGGAUGAACUUUAUUAUGAGGACCACAAGAACGAGAGAACUGUUGCCUUUUCCUCUUCCUCUUCUUUACGAAGGAAAUCUCAACAUCAUCAACAACAAUACAACAAAACCACCAACACGGGAGAAAAAGUAUCGAACAACUUCAACAACAACAAACGAACAAAAGCAACGUCAUCACAGCAGCCAUCAGAACCAGAGGUCAUAGAGGUUCUUUCAUCCUCUUCUUCAGAAUGUUCUGGCAUUGGUCAGCAUCGCUCCAUUCUCAUGAUGCAUCAUCACGACAUUAAUCAUGACUCCUCGCGACACCAAGCAUCGCCAAAUCAUGCUGGAGGUGUGUACACAAGCUCCUCCUCAAGCGACGAAGCAGUACAAACUCCCAUCCACAACAGGACAAGAACAGCCGCAACAAUUCCCACCACAAAUGCUUCAACAAAGUCUACAAAUUCAACCAUCGCCCUCUCUUCAACCACCCUCAACAAUACGACUGAUGAGUCUUCCAACCACAAUAACCACAGUGGAAACACAGUAACCACUACCAACAACAUUGUUAAACCUGCCACCACCUCUUCAGUACCAACAGCAUCUUCAUCCCUCACAUCACAUCAAUCAUCUCAACCAACAUGUGAAACUCCCUCUAAAAAGAAGAAAAAGAACCCUAUUGAAGAGAAUGAAGACGUCAGUGAUGAAUUACCGAGUACUUCUCAAAAAACUUUAGGAAGAAGUGUCACCAACUCUCAAGUUGCAAGACCAUCACAAAAUGUUCAUACCGUGCACAUGCCUCCUUCAUCUCCCUUAGUGGCAAAGAACAAAACUAUUGCUACAAAACCUCCCAAGGGAAAUUCACCAGCUAGCAUUCCAUUAAUCACCACACCAAAUGCAUCAGCAACCUCCACAUCAUCAUCAUCAAUCAAAUCUGCCUCCUCCUCCUCCAAUACUCUAACACCUAGCUCUACAUUACAAACCAAAACAACACCAACUCCAUUAAGGACCAAUAAUAAUCAUAGCUCUGACAACCCACCAUUCUUCAUAUCCACCCCCUCCUCUUCCAACAACAACAACAACAACAACACUAGUCUUCUAAAUCAAACUCCAUCUUCCUCACCUCAAUAUUCUCCAAGCUCCCACCAAACAUCCAAAUCCAUUCCAUUUCACACUCCUCCUAACAAUCAAAUUUCUCCCCAUGCCAGACUAUAUUUAUCCUCUCCGAGAGACUCUGUAACAAGAACAACUCCUCUCUCAUCGUCUUUCGACUCAUCUCUAAAUCAACAUGCAAGUCAGACUGACCAUGGUGAACAUUCUUGUAAAAUUGGCUCCAUGCAUCAAGCCACACUUCCAACCCUUUGCCCAAAACCCAAACAAUUCCCAAUAUGGUACUCACAAAAAAUUGGGCAAUGUAUAUGGAGUCCUCUAGAAUUAAUGGUACCCAGUGUUGCUGAAACGUGUCCAAAGAACUCAAUUUGUGACACUAUCGAAAAAUUGGAGGCAUUUGAAAAGUUUUGUUUGAAAAUUGUGAAAAAUCCUGACGAUUAUCGCCAAGACAAGGCCUUAGAAAUAUUACACAUGUUCAACUUGGAUUUACAUCAGGCCAAGAGAUUUAUUAAGGAUCAUCCCAUGCAAAUCACUUCCCAACCUCUCCUCACUCAGGAACAGUCAUUGAAAGUUUUCAAUGCACUUUGUCAAUUUUAUCUCUAUAAUGGUUGUCUACGAGAAUUGCAUCGCCAAGUUAUUCCAGAAGUUCCAUAUUCGACUUUAAUCUGCCAUUUCUUCCUCAAUAAGAAAAACAAAACAAUCAUACCAAAAAGUUUGACGAGAAUCAUUAGUCUUGGUAGAAGAUCAAUCAUUCAACAACAACAAGUAUCAAAAUUUAACAACUCUGAUGAAACCUCUGAAGAGGAUGAAGAUGAUGAGACCUAUCAUGAUGACAACCAGUCGACACAACCUUCAACACUACAGACAAUAUCUGCACGUGCAACACGUGCCAGCGAAACCCUUCAUCGUCAUCAUCCAAUCACUAACCAUGAUAAUGAGGAUGAAACAUCCUCGAGUAGUAGCGACGAACGAGUGCCUGAAAGUAGUGACAAUGAGGAAUCGAGUAGUAGCAGUGAAGAAGAUAAUCAACAUGAUUCAAGAAUCAAACAAACCCAAUCCUUACCUCAUUCCACACAUGUCCACUUCAAUCACUCUCUUCACAAUAGUAAUAACACUCGUCAUCACUGCACCUCCGUAUUAGCAAAUCGCAAGAAUACCAAUUAUUUAUUGAGUAGUGACAGCGAAGAAACUGAUAUUUUUUCCAACGAAGGUGAAAAUUACACAAAUGGUCAUACACAUGUGUCUGCAUCAGAAAUCAAUUCUUAUGGCUCUUCAUCUUCUGCAGAGGAAGCAAUGUACAUUGCGAUUUCGAAUGAAGACUCUUCCUCAACCACAGAGGUCUUCAACUUUGAACACAAUCAAAUGUUUGAGCUACAUCCUCCAACUUUUGAGUAG